Molecule: messenger RNA, 2054 nt
Organism: Micropterus dolomieu (smallmouth bass)
Lineage: Eukaryota; Metazoa; Chordata; Actinopteri; Centrarchiformes; Centrarchidae
Gene: mfsd8l2
Product: major facilitator superfamily domain containing 8-like 2
Exons: 11
Coding region: 1-1431 (476 amino acids)
Biological process (GO): transmembrane transport
Molecular function (GO): transmembrane transporter activity
Source: RefSeq, a predicted model, not a curated record
AUGGAAAAUCACAAAAAGAGGAAUCUAACUUUUCUUACCAUUGGACUGAUGUUUAUGCUGAGCGGCAUUGAGUAUGCCGUCAUUCUGCCUACAAUAUGGCGGUAUCUCCAGAUUUUGGAGGCCCCACCAUACUUCCUGGGUCUGGGUCUGUCUGCCUUCAGUCUGAGCGGACUGCUCACAGGCCCGCUUUUUGGGUUCUGGUCAGAUCGGAGCAAAACUACAAAGUCCAUCAUCCUUUUCUCCAAUCUUUUUGAGAUUGUCGGUAACUUCAUGUAUUUUAUUGGAUACUCAGAGUGGUUGUUGCUAUGCAGUCGGCUGGUAGCAGGUGUCGGUGCAGGAGCAGGCUCCUCCAUCUUUGGUUUCCUGACUCGGAGCACCCGGCCAGAGGAGCGCGCUGGUAUCUUUGCAGCCGUUAUGGCCUGUCGACAAGUUGGCCUCCUUGUCGGGCCGGCGUUCAACCUGUUCCUUCGGCUGUGUGAUUUCAAACUGGGGCCCUUGGUUGUGAACAAAUAUACGUCUCCUGGGAUCUUCAUGUGCCUGUUGUGGGUGCUGCUCCAGUUUGUCGUCCUGGCGAUGUACUGGGAUGUUCCACCCAUCAGCUCAGAGGGGGGAGCAGUGAUGGUGGAGAUGAAACAAGAGGAGGGUGAUGAGGAGGCGGUGCCACUGAUGGGGUCCGACGAGGAGCCGGUGCACACCUACAGAGCUGUCAGCUCCGACCAAUUAGAGACCUCCGGCGCGUCCGAGAUGGAGCCCAUCCACGGUGCCUUGUCGGUCUCAAACCCCUUCAAAAACUUCAGUGCCAGCAGAGAGUUCCUGAGAGAAGAGGUGGUUGUUCUCCUCACGGCUCAGUUCAUCACUCUCUUCAAUCAGACAGCGCUGGAGACCAUGGUGACUCCUCUGACACAGCGCUACUUCAGCUUUGGCGAGCUGGGCAACAGCCUGAUGUACAGCCUGUGUGGGGUGGAGGUCAUCCUGGGCUUCUUCUUUGUGCGCUGGCUGAGCAGGAAGGUGGCGGACCGCGCCGUGCUGGCCGUGGGCCUGGUCAUCUGCUGCACCGCCUGUAUCUGGUGCCUCAUCUUCCUGUGCAACCCCCGAGGUGGUUAUGGAUGGGAGCUGUCGGCCUUCAUCAUCGGUGUAUUUCUGCAGCUGCUGGGGCUUCCCUUCGUGGCUGUGUCUCAGGUGUCUCUCUUCUCUAAAGUCACUGCAGAGAAAACACAAGGAUUCAGCCAAGGUGUCAGACGCUCAGUUGGGGGCCUGGCCACCAUCUUGGGUCCUUUGUGGGCUGGAGGAUUGACCAAUAAUUUGUAUAUAAUGCUGGGCAUGAUGCUGGCUCUCCUCUUAAUGAUCACAGUUAUGACAGUGCUGUCCUACGACCGCCUGACUGAGCCCAGGGCAGUGCAGUGCGCCCAGAGCUCUGACAGUGGAGGAUAGAGCUGCAGUCUGUCUGAAGAGCAGGAGAGGCUAAAGACAGACAGAGGACUGCCCUUCGCUUGUCAGAGAAUCAAUACGAGUGUCCUGCAGAGGAAGCUGAAUGAGUGUGGAAUAAAAAAUAUUCAGAACACAUACCAGCCAUAGAGGUGGUCCGACACAGGUGAACACAAUGUAUGUUUUUAUGCUUUUGCAAAAUUGUAUCAGAUUUGAUUAGAAUCCACCAUUGGAUUAUUAAUUGUAUUUUACACAAGGGGGCGCCAUUGCUCUCAUAUUGAAUAUUCAGAGGGGUAAUUGAAGAUGAAAGCCAUUAUUUUUAAACUGAACUAUUUAUAUUCCCAGGUGUUGAUGAAAAGAUAAGAGAGCAGGUUUUUCCAUGUGACCUAUGUUUACCAAAUUUUCAUUUAUUGUUCCAAAGUCUUUCUUCUUUUACAAAAAAAAAAAACUAGCUGAAAAGGAAACAGUUGACACAAUGGGUGCAGAAGUGGAGUUGUCAAUGUCUUAGCAGCCGCAUGUCACUGUAGCUGAUAAAAGAAAGUGAAGCUUUACAGAUUUCAUGAUAUUUAUUUGUAGUGUUGGAGUAAAACUGUGUCUUUUUGUGUUAAAAUUAAACUAGAGAGAUGUUA